Messenger RNA from Gryllus bimaculatus (two-spotted cricket), 9114 nucleotides. NCBI's taxonomy places the organism in Eukaryota, Metazoa, Arthropoda, Insecta, Orthoptera, Gryllidae. The record is from the annotation of a GenBank genome assembly.
GGAAAGGGUAAGACAGGGGUGGUGCAAAAGGAGAGGGGUGAGGUAGAGUGCGUGUUAUGGUUGCCGAAUGACAGGUUGAUGUGUACAAACAUCCGAACAAUCUUAAUUGCAAUUUAUCUCACAAAGUUGCGUUAAAAUCGAAGAUAAUAGUAUGGUUCAUGAAUUUCAUGUAGUUUCGAUAUGUUGCUUAGUGUUCUGGUAGUGCAGAAAACAGCUCUUUUUCUGAAAAACCACAAACAAAAUCACACUUUGACAUGGAUGCCUCUUCUAUUGUAUCAAAAGAGCUGGCAAUCCCCAAGAAAUAUAUCAAAACCACCUCACGACAAGAUCGUGUUUUGACCGUCGUGCACCGAUUAUGGUUGAAGUCCCUUUUGAGAUCCCAUCAACUUUCAGAUUUCAUUUAUCAUGAUACAUUAAAUCAAGAUGAAGUGGCAGUUUCCCUGCAUCAAGCAGAAGAAUUUGAACCCUGGUGGCAAAAAAUUUUUAUUAGGGUGUUCAAAAAGGAAGAAGAUGAAGUUCUAUCUCUACCAAGAACUAGAGUAGAAAGUAUCAGAACAGAAAAUCCACUCUCGUAUACACAUCUUCUUGCUUAUAUAUCUCAAACAAAUUACAAAAAUUUGUGGAAAAAUGUUUUCAAGAAACAUCAAAGCAUGUAUGCCAAUGGACUUUCAAGUGAAUAUGAAAGUAAACAUCAUCUGCCUCCAGUUGAUCAUGAUUCAGUUUUAAGAGAAAUUAUUUUACGUAUGUUUGGAUGUCCUAUAAUAUCUUUAAAUGUGAACAAAGCAGAAAUACAAGCAUCAAGCAGGAACACAAGAGCCUAUGAAGUUCAUUCAAACAUUUUACCUGCACUAUGUGCUAUUGAAACUGAACAUUAUAUUCUCCUUGUGCAACACCCUUUUAUCAGUCACUCACUGCAAGAUUGUGUCACAUUCAGCCCAGCUAUUCUUAGUACGUCACAUUUGAAACCCUUAUUUAUUAUAUACCAAUUGCUUCAAGCUAUGAGAUGUCUCCAUGACAGAGGCUUAGUUUUAGGAGAUAUCACUUUGAGUGAUGUGCUGGUAACUGACAAUUUUUGGAUCAAGGUCAUUCCUCAACUCUCACGCAACAUACAUUCCACAGCUAAAAGUAAACUUGAUGAUUCUUUUGAUAUAAAUUACUUUAACAAAAAAGGGGACCAAAGCAAAAGAAGCAAAAUGUCAAAGACAAAAAAUUGUAAAAAUUGUUUUUCCAAAAGUAGUAUGUCAUACAGACAAGCUGCAUCUUUUCAUGAAAUAUCAGCAAGUAAAUUUUGUGUCAUCUGUUCAGAAGCAAAUAAUAGUUCUGAAGACAUGAAAAUCGAUGUUAAAACUGAAGUUAAAAAUUUACAGAGUGAAAACUUGGAAAGUACAGAUCCACGUUUAAAUACAAAUGUUUCAGCCAACAAUUUAGAAUAUUUAUGUGAAUUGUGGGCUAAAGGACAGAUGUCUAAUUUCAAAUAUUUAAUGGCUUUGAAUCAACUUGCUGGACGAAGAUUUGGUGAUCCUACAUGUCAUUACGUGAUGCCUUGGGUAACUGACUUUACCUUACGUAAUGGAGGAAAUUGGAGAGACUUAACACGAUCAAAGUUUCGCUUAAAUAAAGGGGAUAGGCAACUUGAUCUCACUUAUGACACUGCACCAGGUUCAUCGCAGGUACCUCAUCAUGUAUCAGAUGUUUUAUCGGAAAUAACAUAUUAUGUGUACAUGGCAAGACGCACACCUCAAUCAGUUCUGUGCAAAUAUGUUCGAACAAAAUGGGUUCCUGCUGAAUAUCCCUCAUCUAUUCAAAGACUUCAAGAAUGGACUCCUGAUGAAUGUAUUCCUGAGUUCUUCACAGAUCCGACAGUUUUUAAAUCUGUUCAUGAAGAUUUGCCUGAUCUGGAGGUGCCUUCAUGGGCUUCAUCUACUCAAGACUUUAUCGAAAAGCAUCAAGAAGCUCUUGAAAGUUGUUAUGUUUCUGAACGGCUUCAUCAUUGGAUCGACCUAACAUUUGGAUAUAAGUUGUCUGGAAGUGCUGCUAUUAAGUCCAAAAAUGUGUGCCUUCAACUGGUGGAUAGCCACACUUCAUUAAGAAAUACAGGAGUUGUGCAGCUGUUUAUACAGCCUCAUCCACAACGUCCUGGUUUUUCUCCAUACUGGAGUGUGCUAGCACCAAAAAUUCAACCUAUCCGAAAAGAAAGAAAAAAAACAGGUGAACGAUCCAGUGAAGACGAAGGUCAUAGUUCUGGUUUUGAGGAGGAAGAACAAGGAGCAUCACCAAAUCUUUCUCGUUCCUCACCAUUAGCUCUAAGUCGCCUUCUCAUAAAGUACAUUCCUCCAUUUGCUGUGUUGGAAGAGAAAGAUAGAGUAGAUCAAAAACCUAGUAGUUCUACAGUAAAUGGUGGAUCUACUAUUGUUUUACCUAGAGAUUACAAUCCAAUUGCUGCACUUCAGAAUGUUGAAUCUUUAUAUGGUUUUCUGGGAAGAACAUUUUGCCAUAAAACACAAAGUACUUCUAAACAUUCUGAUCAUCAUAACAGAGAAGAUCAUAAAAAAAAUGUUACUCACUCUCGUUCACUUGAUAUGAAGGUUCUUGGUUGCUUGAUAGUUGAGCUUCUUAUGGCAUCAAAACUUCGAGCUUUUGGAAGUCAUACGUACCUUUCAUUUGAAGAACGUUUGCAUGCUUGUAGAUCAGUUUUGGCAUAUUCCAGUGAUAGUUUGCCACGUUAUGCAAAGUACGCUGUGUCUUUGCUGUUGCAAGUAGACAUUAAUUCAGGUUUUAGUAUUCUCGAUUCACCACAUUUUCCUCCAGGAAAGUUAACUCCUCUGAAUGGUCAUUCAUAUGUUGUAACAGAUAAAGGUUUACCUCUACCAUCUGCUCAUCAAAUGCUUCAGCCACUUUUGUGCUCUGCUGUGUUCCCUUUUCCCAGAUUCUUCUCAGGAAUAUAUACUCUUCUUCAAAAGUUCCAUGAUUACACAUCAAUUACUCGUGAACUCAAAUUUCUAAACUCUCUUGACGCAACUGCUACAUCUAAAGAUUUGGGAAGUGAUUCGUCAAUUAAAAUUGCAUUGUUCAAUUCCAAAGUUGGAGAGUUGAAAGUGAAAACUGCCUGUGAAGAGCUUGGAAUUUUGUUGCCAGAAAUACAGGCCUCUGGAUCAUAUGAAAGCAUUGAAUUAAUUCUACCGUACAUAAAGGAGCUGCUUGAGGAUUCUUGCACAUCUAUAUCAGCUGCUUGGUAUCUCUUUGACCCAAUUGCCAAAGUACUAGGUCCCCAUAAAACAUGUUCUGUAUUACUGGAGUCUAUUGUCAAAUUAUAUGAAUACGGUUCAGAAGACCAAUGUGUGACAGGAAGUGCCAAUAAACAUGUCAAAUUAUAUCAUCGAAGCUUCUUGUUGCAACUAAUUGUUCGCCUAGGUUUGAAAACUUUCCUUGAAAAUUUCAUUACACCAUUAGUGGAAGCAGUUGGAGGAUACCGAGAAGUAAAUUCAACAGAACAUGGAUUUACUCAACAGCAAGCAGAAUUUAGGAGUAAAACUUCAAAUCUGAAGACAUGUGAUCUGGAAGAAGUUGUACCUGUAGGAACAUUGUCUCCCUUGGAUGAAGACUCUUCUGGAGAUUCGGAAAAUAAACCUUGUAACAGCGAAGAAGACAAUAAGAAACCUAUAGAACAAGACCAAGAUGCGGACUUAGAACCUGAGGUUUUUGUGUUUGAGUCAGAAGAUGUAGGUAGGCAGUCACCUGUUGGAGAUAGUGAUGCACCAUUGUACAAUUUAAUGGAUCAUUUGGACCUUAAUCUUCCUCAACCUUCUGGUGAUGGAGAAGAUAAUGCAUCACUGGAGCUACCUGAGGGCACUGUUUGUGAUGAAAUUCAUACUCCGGAGACUUCUUCAAAAUUGCCGGAAGAUGAUGCAGUCAAAGAUCACAGAGAUGAAAAAAUCAAGAAGCCAAUGGGCCAGUACAAAGUAUCAGACAUGAGUGCUGAUUCAUUACUCUGGCUUUCUCAUCGACUAGGACCAGUUCUUACAUCAAGACAUCUAUCUAGAAAUUUGCUUAGAAUGUUAACUUUGUGUUACCUAGGAAAAGAAAAUUUAAGCCCUCUCUCAAGCGGCAAUUCAGUAGAAAACCAUGAUUCUGGUGACAUUUUGAACAUAGCUAAUGGAAAUGUGAUUGGUGACAAAAAUGCUCAGAAGGUCCUUGAGUGUUUAACAUCAAUUGCAGGACUUUAUGGUGAGCAGCUAAUUGUGCUGCAGUAUUUGCCUCAUAUGGGAGAAUUGAUUGCUUUAUGCAAAAGAAAGUUAACAGCUAACUUGGAAGGAGGACUAGUUGGGUGUCUUGCACUACUUCGAUACAUAAUUCCAUAUCUCUCUGAUGCUACUUUAAUGGACCAGUUGCAAGAUGUUGUUCUAAAAACAAUUUUAAACCCUGCAGUACGUCUUGUUUCCACAACACGUUUUAUUUUCCCUUCAGGAUAUUUAGCCAGAGCCGCAGUAGCUAGUAAAUUUGUUGAUGCAGUGUACAUAUUGGCCUUGCGAAUUGGAUGUGAAAUGACUCGAAAGAACUUAGCUAUUCCUUCUCUUCAGAGAUUCUUUCUUGCAUUUGAUAAGGCUCAUGGAAGGAAAAAAAAUGAAGAAGUGAGCCACAUGAGUCGAAGUGUGGACAGCAAAAAAGAAAGCCCCAAUAUCUCAAAAUCACUGGAAGAUUAUAAUUUUUUGGAAAUUCGUCGUGAUGGCACCACUGCUGAAUGGACUGUCAAAGGAACACCAUUGCAGAUUACACAUGCCAGGCUUCGUGAUAGUGACUCAGCUGAUUCAUAUUCCCCUCCUUUGGGAAUGGGAUCUGAAGGAGAUCAUGAUCAAACUAGGAAUCGGGCUAUUGAAGAAUUGAAGAGUACUUUUACGCCUGAAUUGGCUCACAAAUCAUACGUGUCAUUUUUACGUUAUCUUGGAGAACAAGUAAUGGAACAGUCACUAAAGAAUGAGGAUUUUAUUAAAGAUUUGUGCUUUGAAUAUGAGCAAGAGCGACAACAGUCUACAUCUGGAGGUCCUAUAAAUCUUCAAUAUUUGUCUGACUAUUUGACCCCUACAUGUCAUGCUGAUUUUGAUAGAGGUUCUGGAAGUUUUGGAAGCAAUGUUUCUGUUGUUGGCAACAGAAUUGAUUUGCAGAGAGUAGAUGUGCCAUCAGUUAUUCCACCAUCUUCAUCUGAAGAAUUUAUGGCACUCAUUAGUAGAAAAAUGGAAAAUACAAAAAGACAUCUGCGAGGCAACUGGUUGGCAUAUUGGGAACAUGAAAUAGGGCGUGCUGAAAAAGACACACGUUUCAACUUCAAGCAAAUUAAACUGCAGACAUUUUCUGGACAUAGCAAUAGUGUCAGAAUGAUUCAAGCCCUUGACAAUGAAAACAGUUUCAUUAGUGGAAGCCGUGACAAGACUGUGAAAUUAUGGUCCCUCAGAAGUGAGGGCGAUGGGAAUUCUGUUUCACACUGUCAGUGGACUUACACAGGUCAUCGUAAAUCCGUAAUGGCAAUAUCAUUUCUUGAAUCUCUUCGUCUGGCCGCAUCUUGUGAUUCAGUUGUACAUUUAUGGGAUCCAUUCAUUGGUGGUGUUCUGGGGCAAUUAGAUUCUUCUCGUAGCCCUCCUAUAAAUGUUUUGAAAGCAAUGCCACCUCCAAGCACAUGUCUUUUGGCAUCCACUACUGAUGCUACAUUACGUAUCAUAGAUGGCCGGACAUGCAGUUUCAUUAAUGAACUGAAGGUUUCUAUGAAUCCUGCUGGCCUUAUUCGUUGCAUAGCUGUAGGUCCAGAAGGACACUGGGUGGCAGUGGGACAGUCUUCUGGAACCUUAACUAUUCUUGAUAUACGUACUGGCCUAAUUAUGUCUUCAUGGAAAGGACAUGAAGGAGAAGUAGGCCCAGCGGAACCAGUUCAUUGUUUGAACUGCUACCAUUCAGAAUUGAUUUCAGGAACUACAGCCAGUCGAAUUGGAGUCCAUACAGCAAUCGAUGCAGAAGCAUCAUUUUCAUCCACUAGAUUAAGAUCUGAUACCUUUAAAGGAGUCCUUACUUCAAUGGCUGUUCUCCCUCUUAAUAGAUUACUAUUGUUGGGUUCUGAUAAUGGUAACAUCAGCCUUCUCUGUUGAUUCAGAACACAUUCAGUGUACCUGAUUAUUCUUUUCACAUCUGACUAUUUUGCUGUGUAUAUAUAUAUGAAGACAAUGACUGGUAUAUUGCAUUGAAUUAUGCAUAAGUGUUAUAGCAUAUUUGCUCAGAGGAAGGCUGUGCUGUAAUUCUGAGUAUUGAAACUAUUUUCAUUUUUUACAUUCAUACAAUUUUCUCUUUAAGAGCUUUCAGAUAAUUAUAUUUUACGAUAGGGUUCGCUGCAGGUUAUAAUGUUUGUUAUGUUUAUUUAUAAAAGUUUGCUGCAUCAAUGUGUGUGUGUGCUGUUUAUAUGUUAUGUUGAUGUCUUUACACUAUUGAAAUUGUGCUGUGUCAGAAGAGGCAAAUAUCUGUGAUGUAUUUUGUACAAAACUCGUAUGAAUAUUUUGCUACAUCUAAUGUAUUUUAUAAUGUUGCAAAUAUAAAAUACAGAUUUCUGCAAUUCACUCAUUGCAGAAUAUUAAUUAUAUCCAUUACUUAUGUGUGUCCUAUGAUGUGGAGAAUGCAAAAGGAUAUUUACAUAGAAAUGCUGCUUAUAGAUACAUAUCGUAUGAGAUUCCAAUGAUAGAAGGAUGUUUUCUUGUAUUAUCUACUUAUUCAUUUCAUGGAUAGUCAUUACCUCUAUAUUAAAAUUUACUGACAUGUUUAAUAAUUAAUAUAGAGGAACCUUUUGAAGAAAUUAUUUUAAACUGAGUGUAAUAAUGCUUACCAAGGACAUUGAAAUUAUGUAAAUGAGAUAAUAGUGUGUGAUGUGUAUUAUUUUUAAUUCCGUAAUACUAAUAUUCUCUUUUUUACCUAGUCAUAUUUCAGCUAAUGUUUUUUGAAUUUCUUUUUUUAACUAAUUUUACUAGCAAGCAUCUGUUUCUGUGAUGAUUCGUAGAAAAUGUUUGUGAUUUGUUAUUUUAGUAGUUAAAUAGCAUGUAUUGGAGAGCAUCAAGGUCUCCUAAGUAAGAAAAUAUUCUGCUUUCUAAAAAUAUUUUUUUGAAAAUAUAGUGGUUCCUCUAUGCUAAUUACUAAUAAAAAUAUUAUAUUCAGUUCAUCAAACAUGAGUAUUGGAAAAUAAUCAUGUCAUCAUAAUGAAUGUAUUAUAAUAUUUUUCAGGAUUAUAUUAUUAACAACAAUAAAAUAUUACUUUCGAUUGGCAUUAAAAUGUUGAUCAAUGUAACAUCUCCAUGUAUUCUUGAAUAAUCAUGUAUAACAUGUGAUAUUGAUAUAAUUUAUUAUAUUGUGCUAUAUAAUUUUGUGGAUAUGAAAAAAAAAUGUCUUGAGAAACUUGGAAAUUUGUAAAAUACUAAUUAAUGCCUAUGCACAAAUACUACUGUAAUGAAAGAUUUAUGGUGAUCUGAAUUCUCAGGAUUCUUUAUUCUUCUUCAAAAUUUAAGUUUAAUUAUUCUUGGGAAAAUCUUUAGUUGGAGACUAUAAUGAACCUCCCUGAAUUGUAAGUAAUGUAAAAAUACUCAUAAAAGAUCAAUGGAAUUAAGUUAUUUUGUUUUUUAUUAAUUUCCAAAAUAUUAUAAUUCUAAAAUUAACAAAAUUAAAUUUUCAGAGAUUUUUUAUCCUGACACUAUUACACCUAAAUAAAAUGUUUUUUUUCCAUUUGUAGAACAAAUCCUGAAUGUGCAUAUUUUGAACACAACUAAUAACAAGAUGUGACUGAUAGUUAAUGCCCAAUUAAUUUCAUUUGGAGCCCAAUUAAUAUCGCAUCUAUUCUUGCCAUAGUCUUGUAUUAGCUCUUGGCUCUUAUUCAAGGGUGAAGUGUUGUUCAUAUUUUGUUUGUAUUUAUUUUGUAAUUUUUUUUUAAUCAAAUCAUCUUGUCCUUUGAAUGCUUGUUUGUGAGUGAAUGGAAUUGUACUUGAGGAAGGGUGAAUCCAAAACAUUCCAUAUUUCAUAUUAAUUCAAAAUCCCAUAAGUAUUUCAUAUAUAAAUUUCAGUAUUAAAUGAAGUCUGAAUUUAUCUACUUAUUUUAUGUAUUGAUUAGUUUUUGACUUUUGUAAAUAUAUUUAGUAGUUAGUUUACCUGAUGCAUGCCUAAAAUGUCUAAUACUAAUGUGUUGGUCAAAUUCUCUUUAAAAAGAACCUUUGUGUUGUGUAUUGAUAAUACUAUAAAAUAAUGUUAGAACAAUUAUAUCAGUAUUUAUUUCAUACAGUGUUUUAUGUGUGACUCUUUAUGUACACAAUGUACAAGUUAGUCAUAUUUUAGUUGUAAUAUUCUCAUUAGAAAAUGGUAAUUAAUGGGUCUUCUAAAUACAGCCAAUCUAUUGGAAAAUGUUUUAGAAAAGAUGCUGUAGUGCAGCUUCAGAUUUAGGAGGAAUACAUCUUUACAGGUUAAAUAGUUCACUCCUGGUGCAUGAAAGUCAUUUGUUUGUUUAGAUAAUAUAUUCUCUAGUCACUUGAGGGUGCAUGAUUAAGUUAAUUUCUGAAUGUUAUUUUUGUAUGGUGAGAUUGUCAAAGACCUUCUAUAAUUUUUGUAUUCUAGAGAAGAAACCUGGUUGAUUCACCAUUUUAGAGCAUUUUUUUUCUGACAAAAUAUGGUGAAGCAAAAUGUUCAUUUCAGAAUUUCAUUGAAAAACGAAUUUAUUGCUUUGUUUUCUCACUGUGCAAAAAUUUAAAAAACGUGUUAUCCCUGUUCUUAAGAAAAAUGUAAUGAUUUUACUAUAUAAUGGGGAGUUAUGAUGCUAGUUUUAGAAAGAGUUAAUGUCUAUUAUAUUUCUUUGUGCAUAUGUAAAGAAGUUAAAUCUGUACAUGUUUUAAAGAAAGUGAACAAUAAAUUUACACAAUUUACACAAGUUGUGUUCGUGGGCAACUUUUAGAUUGGUUUUGAAAUACCACAACUGCUUUAUUUAAAUAAUUCAUUCCCACUUGUCUUUUUAAAUAAACUUCACAAUUGUAUUUUGUAAAAUGAACUGAAAAUUAGUGCAUAAUUAUUAUUAAUUCUUUCUCAAUUGUUGCAUGGCAUUAGUAAUGAUAG